This is a messenger RNA of Ziziphus jujuba (common jujube), 2199 nucleotides long. RefSeq lists its product as uncharacterized. Gene Ontology annotation, cellular component: nucleus. The transcript has 10 exons. Lineage: Eukaryota; Viridiplantae; Streptophyta; Magnoliopsida; Rosales; Rhamnaceae. Bases 312 to 1826 code for a protein of 504 amino acids. The record is from RefSeq and is a predicted model, not a curated record.
AAAAAAAUAAAAAAAAUAAAUGAGCCCUCCUUAUUUUAGUCUCCUUAUGAAGAAAAAGAAGGAAAUCUCAUCGGGAUGGCCGUGCGUUUUCGUCAAACUCAUGGAUCAAACCCUCUCAACAAGAAAAGAAGAAUCAAGAAGCAGAAGAAAGAUUACACCACGAUUUCUAGGUAUUUUAUAGACUUCAAAAGAGAGAGCACAAAUUUGGAAAAGGAAAAAACCAGCAACAAGAAGAAGAAGAAGUAGACAGCGACUUCCGCAAGUUCGAACUCACCAAAAAAAACAAAAAAAAAAAAAUAAAUAAAAAAAAAAUGGCGGAGCAAGAGGCGCAAGAUAGCGAGAGCCUUCCAAAAGAUGUGAAAGAAGAGGCGCAAGAUAUCGAGUCGCAGAUUAACUCCGCUAUGCUCUCCCGUGUCGGCCAUUUCAAGGAACAAGCAGAUUCGUUGACUUUUGAAGGGGUUCGAAGAUUGUUGGAGAAGGAUUUGGGGAUGGAAAUUUAUACAUUGGAUGUGCACAAGAGAUUUAUCAAGCAGCUUUUGCUGAAGUGCAUAGAAGGUGCCAAUGAUGAAGAUGACUCCAAGAAUUCUGGGGAGGCUAAGGAAGAAAGUGUAAGAGGAAAUGCAGCAGAGUUACCUGAAGGACAUCAACCAAAGAAAGAUGUGAAGGAAUCUUUCUCUGAAGAUGAGGACAAAAUGGAAGACUCCCCUGUAUUGGGCCUUCUGACAGGACAUAAAACAAAUAAAUCUGAAACUGAUGGCUCUAAAGGGAACACUAAAAGAAAAGCUCCAAGUGAGAGCACAAUAAAGUCAGCCCUUGUAAAGAGAGCUCCGUACAUCACAGCUAAUUCCGAUAAAGUUACUAUGGCUGACCUUCGGCGUCUACUGGAGGAAGAUCUUGGACUUAAAAAAAAUACCCUUGAUCCUUAUAAGAAGUUCAUUAGUCAGCAAUUAGAUCGGGUAUUAAAUUCUAGUGAAGUUUCAGAACCUGCUUCUAAUGCCAAAAAAAGUGUUGUUAAGAAAAACUCUCAAAAAACUGUACCUAAAAAGGCUCGCAUUGUAGAGAGUUCUGAUUCUUCAGAUACUGAGAGUGAUGAGGAAGAAGAUGAACUGAAAAUUAGGAAGAAAAGAGCUCCAAAGGGAAAGAUGCAGAACUUUGAUGGGGUUAAAAAGCGGAAAACCCCUUCAAAGGAUCUGAACAUCUCUGGGAAGAAGAGGAUUAAGUCUGCAGAAGCAAUGAAGGAGAACCAUAGUGAUGCAGAAGAUGGUGGAAGUGUCUCUGAAGAUGGGAACUCUCAAUCAUCCGCUGAAAAACCUACGAAGAAGAAAGAGGUUUCAGCUCCUGCAUAUGGCAAACGUGUAGAGAGUCUAAAAUCAGUCAUUAAAGCUUGUGGGAUGAGUGUCCCCCCUGCAAUUUACAAGAAAGUCAAGCAGGUGCCUGAGAACAAACGUGAAGACCAACUGAUAAAGGAGUUAGAGGAGAUACUGGCCAAAGAAGGAUUAUCUGCAAAUCCCUCUGAAAAAGAAAUCAAAGAAGUUAGAAAGAAAAAGGAACGAGCAAAAGAACUUGAGGGUAUUGACACAAGCAAUAUUGUAUCAAGUUCACGUAGAAGGUCAACAACCGGUUUUGUCGCUCCUCCAAAGCCCAAAAUACCAAUUGAGAGUGAUGAUGGAGACACUGAUGAUGAUGAAGAUGAUGACGAUGAUGAUGAUGAAGAUGAUGACGAUGAUGAUGAUGAUGAUGAUGACAAUGAUCAUAAUGAGGAUAAUGGUAACAGUGAUGACAGCCAGAGCGAAGAGUCUAAUGAAGAUGAUGAUGACAGUGAAUGAAUCCAUAAGUAGACUGCCGAGAUUACUGAUCUGGAAACUUCAAUAAUUUAUCAUCAUGGUGUAAAAUGUAGCUUAGUUUCCGCUUUCAUCGUUUUAUGUAUUAUUAUUAGUUUAUCAUGGCUAAAUUUUCUUCUCGGUGUGCGAACAGAACAUGAUGCAGAAUUUCUUGCGUCGAGCAGUUUUAAGUACAUCAGUAUACCUCUUCUGAAGGGAAAUAGAUUUAGUUACCUGCAGCUUGAUUUAUGUUGUCUUUAAUGUAACAUGUGAAAAUGUAAAGUCUAGGUAAAACUACAAUAACACCCCUGUUUUGCUAGUUUUGUAGAAAUGCCUUUGUUAUUAUUUUGGAAAUUACAAAAACAUCUCUCACAUUUCA